AUGUCUUACGAAACUGUUAUUCAAACUGCUCAAAAUGAUACUUCAUUAACUUUAAACCAUACAUGUGUUCGUGUUAAGGAUCCAAAGGUUAGUGUUGAAUUUUAUACUGAAAAAUUAGGUAUGAAAUUAUUAAAACGUAAAGAUUUCCCAGAGAUGAAAUUUUCUUUAUAUUUUUUGGCUUAUCCAAGAGAUGAUUUACCAAUUGAUCCAAAUGGUGAAGUUAUGCCAUUUGGAGUUCCUGGUAUAUUAGAACUAACUCAUAAUUGGGGUACUGAAAAUGAUUCAAAUUUUAAAGUCUCUAACGGUAAUGAAGAGCCACAUAGAGGUUUUGGUCAUAUUUGCAUUACUACUAAAGAUAUCAAUGCAAUGUGUGAAAAAUUAGAGUCCAAAAAUGUUAAUUUUAAGAAGAGACUAGUUGAUGGUAGACAAAAGGAUAUUGCAUUCAUCUUAGAUCCAGAUAAUUAUUGGAUUGAAUUAUGUGCUUAUAACCCUAGUGAAAGUGGUAAAAAUGUUAAUGAUUAUAGAUUAAACCAUACAAUGAUUAGAAUUAAAGAUCCAGCAAAGACUUUACCAUUUUAUGAAAAUGUCCUUGGUAUGAAAGUAAUUGAAAAAUCUGUUCAUGAAAAUGGUAAAUUUACAUUGUAUUUCUUAGGUUAUGGUUUACAAGAAGGUGAAUCAAAAAGAUCUACUCAAGGUAUGUUAGAAAUUACACACAAUUGGGGUACAGAGACAGAUUCAGAGUUUCAAUAUCAUAAUGGUAAUGAAAAACCACAAGGUUAUGGACAUAUUUGUAUUGCAUCAGAUGAUCCUGAAAAGAUGUGUAAAGAAAUUGAAGAAAAAUAUGGUGAUAAAAUUACUUGGUCUCCAAAAUAUAAUCAUGGUAAGAUGAAGAAUUUAGCAUUCAUUAAGGAUCCAGAUAAUUAUUCAAUUGAAAUUAUCCCAAGAGGUAUUGUUUUAUAA
Messenger RNA from Maudiozyma saulgeensis, 960 nucleotides. The record is from the annotation of a GenBank genome assembly. NCBI's taxonomy places the organism in Eukaryota, Fungi, Ascomycota, Saccharomycetes, Saccharomycetales, Saccharomycetaceae.